UCAUUAACCGCUUGAAAAAAAACCAAUCCGCAUCGCUUCUCUUUUGGAAUUUAUUGUACUGUAACAAGGCUUGCUUUCCUAAUUCACGACGAAAAUUUUGUAAAAUCGGGCCCAAUCAUAAUCAACAAACGUUUAGAGAUGAGUGAUUAGCGCGGCGGCUCCUUUGUUUACUAUUUACACGGCUCCUGAGACCAAGCAUCGUGGAAUCCGGAUCAAUAUUGGUGAGCGUGUUAUGAGUACAGCGACGCAUUGCAAAUGGAGACCAAAUCCGGUGUAGGAAUUCAAGACCAUUGGAUGAAAAGCAUGAUGGACCCGAACGACAAGCAGCAAGUCGACAACCGCUCGUCGGUGAAGCGGGAGAAGAUCGCCGAGGCUUACAACGGCGCUUCGGACUCUAACGUGACCUACGAGAUGAAAGUGCAGCAGCAGACUGAACGCUUCCGCUGCGAUAUCUGCGACCUCACCUUCGAGGGCAUGGAGUUCCUCAUCCUGCACAAGAAGUUCCACGGCGGCGACAAGGACUCGUCCAGCGAGCAGCAGGACUCGCCCAAAGACGUCCCCAAGAAGCGCAGGAAGUAUAAAUGCGACCAGUGCGACGUGAAGGUGAACUCGCAGUAUCACCUCGACAUCCAUCACAGCAAGCACGAGGGUCAAGCCGCCAGGAAGUUUGUCUGCGAGGUCUGUGACCGCACCUUCGUGGCCGCACAGUUCCUCAAAAGCCACAUGCAGACUCACUCAGCCAACAGCUCCAUCCACUGCGAGAUCUGCAACAAGACUUUCACCGGCCAGGCCUAUUUAAAGCUGCAUAUGCAACUGCACAACGACAUCAAGAAAUUCAAGUGUUCCAAAUGUGAUGAAACUCUUCCAACUAAAAAUUGCCUUAAACUUCAUAUGAAGAAACAUACUAAAGUUAAGAACUUCAAAUGCGAAUAUUGCGGUAAGCUUUUUGUGUCUAAGAUUACGAUGGAGAAGCAUAAACAGAGCCACGAGGGGCAGCCGAUAGACUGUCACGUGAAGUGUGCGCAGUGCGACCGAACGAUGCACGCCUCGUUGAUACGGACCCAUGUGCAGAGAGCGCACUCGGUCAGCACUGAUGAUGAUGUAAAGAGACCGCACAAAUGCCUGACUUGCGGUAAGAGUUUUAUUGUGAAGAUCAACUUGAACCUGCACAUCCGAGUCUGCCACCCUGACCUGGCCGAGCCCGAGGACGAAGACAGUGAAGUCAUGUCAGAUUAACCUUUUAACCGACCAUAUCAUCAAUAUGUCACGAAGCCCUUCCACUAUGCCAAGCUAUUGAUAAGCAGUAUACAUUGGAUCACACAAAAUCUUUGGCAUGGAAAGCAAUUUACAAUUUUUGGGGGCAGUUUAAUGGUUAAAUACUUAAUUAAUAAGGUUGUAAUAAGUAGUUGAUAAGUACAAUUAUGUAUCUCGUAUUAUUAGUUUCCAUAUUAUACUUUUUUAUGCUAACUGAGAA
Molecule: messenger RNA, 1474 nt
Organism: Plutella xylostella (diamondback moth)
Lineage: Eukaryota; Metazoa; Arthropoda; Insecta; Lepidoptera; Plutellidae
Biological process (GO): regulation of transcription by RNA polymerase II
Cellular component (GO): nucleus
Molecular function (GO): DNA-binding transcription factor activity, RNA polymerase II-specific; sequence-specific DNA binding
Source: RefSeq, a predicted model, not a curated record